Molecule: messenger RNA, 1049 nt
Organism: Melitaea cinxia (Glanville fritillary)
Lineage: Eukaryota; Metazoa; Arthropoda; Insecta; Lepidoptera; Nymphalidae
Product: protein BCCIP homolog
Exons: 7
Coding region: 75-944 (289 amino acids)
Cellular component (GO): nucleus
Source: RefSeq, a predicted model, not a curated record
GGCGUCAAAUCACUUGCGGCUUGUGGUUCGUACUCUGUGGUCUAUCUUAGCGGUGAAGUUGAUAUUUAAUCAAAAUGUCGAACAAGAAAAACAAGGAAAUACAAAAAGAAGAUAGUGAAAGUGAAGAGGAACAAGAAUCUGGCAGCGAGAGAGAUUCUGAUUUCGAUUCUGAUGGAAAUUUCGUCGGUGAUAAGGAAUUACAAGCAGAUUUUGAAGGAAGAAACCCAGAAGACUGUGACUAUCACGGAAUAAAACAACUCUUGAGGCAACUAUUUUUAAAAUCAAAUGUUGAUUUGGGAGCACUAGCACAGAUCAUUAUUUCUCAAAACUACGUCGGCAGUGUUGUAAAGCAGUGCUUAGAUGAUGGACAGGACGAUGAUGAUGACGAUGACGAUGGCAGCGAUGGGGUAUUUGGGAUUACUACUGUGAUAAAUAUUACCAAAAGAAAAGAAGAACCCUGCAUAAAACAAGUAAGACAAUUGCUAACCACACUGGCCAAUGACAAUGCUGAUGACAGAGUGAAGGCGCUAGUAAAUAAAAUACUUUCAGAUGACGCCACUCAUGUGGGCUUAAUUAUAAAUGAAAGGAUUCUUAACAUUCCAGCCGCUAUAAGUGUACCACUCUUUGCAUCACUACAGAAUGAGUUAGACAAAGCAUUGAAAAAGAACAUGCCUUAUUUAUUCCAAUAUCUUGUUUGGAUUUGCAAGACAUAUAAAACUGGUGAUGAUGAUUCAGAAGUACUAUUUGCAAAUCAAGAAGAAAAGCCUUUAGUGGACGAGGCUAUGGCCAGUUUUGAUGUUGACGUAGCAGAACAGGCUGAAUUAUCUCAGUGGGAUUACGAAGGAGGGGCUAUGACCCCUUGUAGAAAGGUACUAAUCUUCGAAGGAGGCAAAUUUAAUCAGUUAGUAAGGUUGCUUAAAGAAGAGGUGGAAAAUGUACAAUGACAAGCUUAGUAUCUCGACUAAAGUGUAUACAAUGCCAUUUUCACUUCGGAUGUAAUUAUAUAUAUUUAUAUUUUAAGAUUAUUAAAUUUAUGCUAUGUAAGCUUC